CCGCUCGCUCCCUCCCGCUGCUCCCCGCUGCGCAGAGCGCCGCGCCGGCGGGGGUAUGGAGAGCCAGCGCUGCUUCGCCAACCGCUUCGAUGACUACCCGGGCAGCCCGGCGGCAGCGCCGGACAGGGAGGCGGCGGUGCCGUUGGUGACGGCCACCAUCGAGCGCAUCCUGCGGGAGCUGCCGCCCCUGGGCGGCCCCCGCGGCUGCCAGGGCGGGCUAUACGGCGGCGUGGCCGGCGUGGCCUACAUGCUCUACCACGUCGCGCAGUGCCCGCUCUUCGCGCCGUCGCGGGAGGCCUAUCUGCGGGCGGCCCGCCGCGUCGUGGACGCCUGCCUGCGUUACCAGGAGGGCAGCGGCGAGGUCGACGCCGACACCCGCGCCGCCUUCUUGCUGGGCGGCGCCGGGGUGUACGCGGUGGCGGCUCUGGUCUACCGCGCCCUAGGGCUGCCCGACUUCGCCCGGCCGCUGGACAAGUUCCGAGAGCUGAGCGAGGUCUGCGCCCCGCUCUCCUUCCUCGAGUGCGGCUCCGACGAGCUCUUCGUCGGCCGCGCCGGCUACCUGUGCGCCGCCCUGGUGCUGAAGCAGCGGCUGGGCAUGGAGGUGCUGACCUCAGCACAAAUAAAAUCAAUUUGCCUGGCCAUACUAGAAUCAGGAAAGCAGUAUGCAGUGAAGAAGAGGAAACCAUUCCCUCUCAUGUAUUCCUACUAUGGAACAGAGUAUCUUGGUGCAGCACAUGGACUUUCAUCGAUCCUUCAGAUGUUGCUUUCUUACUACGAGUACCUGCAGCCAGCAGAUCAGGAGCUUGUGUGGCAGAGUGUUGAUUUCCUUAUGGACCAAGAACAGAACAGCAACUGGCCUCCUGAGCUGGGAGAGACAAUUGAGCGGGAGAAUGAGCUUGUACACUGGUGUCAUGGCGCUCCAGGCAUUGCAUAUCUGUUUGCCAAAGCCUACCUGGUUUCCAAGAAGCCUCAAUAUCUGGACACUUGUAUCCGCUGUGGAGAGCUAACUUGGCAGAAAGGCCUGCUGAAGAAGGGACCUGGAAUCUGCCAUGGAGUGGCUGGUAGUGCUUAUGUGUUCCUGCUGCUGUACAGGCUCACUGGAAACUCAAAAUACAUAUACAGGGCACAGAGGUUUGCAGAGUUCUUAUUUACAGAAGAAUUUAAAGCUGGUUCCCGGGCAUUAGAAAGUGUAUAUAGUCUGUAUGAAGGCUUCUCAGGAACCGUGUGUUUCCUGACUGAUUUGCUGCAACCCAAUCAAGCUGAGUUUCCUCUCUUCAGUGUCUUUGUCUAGAGAGAACAUCCUGCAGGGCCACAUCUUAGUGGCGAUGGGAGAGGGCACUGCGGUUUCACUUAUUUGUCAAGAGAGGCUAUUUACAAAACAAGCCAGUGGUACCACUAAUGCUAGCCUUAACAUAGCUGGGAAUCAGCUGAAAAAGAAAACACAUUAGGGCUUUGGGAAGGAAGUGUGUGGUCAAAAAACAAAAGGGACAGUGAAAAAAAUACAAAGGGGGGGGGGGAAUGCUUGAAUCCAGUGGGGUAAAUAUUUAGCUGUAAUAAGCAAAACUUAAUUAUUCAAGUGACAGAUAAAGGGGCAUUAUCAAACCUUUCAUUUGGUGGUUACACAGGACUGAAAAAAAAAGGGGGGGCUGAAGGGGGUAAAGCUAUAAUUAUGGGAACAUGUCAAGAAGAAACACUGAUGUGUUCAGUAGAUUUUAAAUGACACCUGUAAAAGCAAGUCUUCAUGCAGCGAUGCUCUUAUUGGGGAGGUUGUCCUAGACAUGUCACUGCACUGCACAAAGGCACAAUCUGGGAUUUUUAAACCUAAACCACACCUGCUAAUUCUAGUAACAUGUAUUAGAAGUGCCAGUAUCUUGGAGCUCUUUAAUCUUCAUAUACACAUAAAGUUAUGUAGAUAGUUAUAUACUGAGCCAGCAGUUUCAUGGGUUCAUUUCAGCUAGUGGGGUUUCAUAUAUGUAGGUGAGGAGUGAACCUGAUGCUUCCUUUCAGAGCUCAGUCUGCGGUGAGGAGCUGGUCUCCUUACAGAUUUGCUGUAACCACAUCACUUCUUGUCAGUACUUCCCCUAUCACAGGGAAGAUGAGUGAAGCCAUGGAGAAGCCUUGGAUUGAAAAGUUCUAUAGCAAGGAUACAGUAGGCAGAUGCUUUCUUCACAGCACAACGUUACUAGAUAAGUAUUGUUCAGUAAUACAAAAGCUUCCUUUACAAAUUAAUUACUUACAGCAGCAUUUCUGAACAAGGACAUUCAUCUUUCAGAGAGUGGAAAAUCCAUUUUCCUUGGUGAACUGUUGACUGCAAACCCCUGUAAACUGAAUUCAGACCUUGGAUGGCACACUGAUCUUAAGAAAAACCCUGAUAACAAACUUCCAAAUUGCUUCUUUUCCCAGUUAACUAAUGGAUGUGCCCUGAUGAUUUGUAGCUGUAGAAACAAAUGGGUUGCUCAGCACUAGUUGCACUAGCACUUAAGGUUGCCAUUAUAUGCUGAUUUAUAUGUAUUAUAUAUGCAACAUGGUACUUGAAAGCUAAAGAAAAUGCUAAAGUCGAUUUGUACCAAAACAACUAUAAAGAUCAAUAUCUGUAUUUAAAAUGUAUUUAUUAUUUAUUGUUAUUUAUAUGGGAAUAAUAUAAUGCAAUUAUUUUUAAAGACAGAUUGGGAAGACCAUUACUUCAAAAACUGAAGUUAGGGAAGGGAAAAUAACCCUGACCUCCAUGCACUGCCAAACAAUGCAGUCUCUCUUCCUGUAUUCUCAGCUGAAGAAGAUUACAAUUUCUUUAUUUUUAAUGCCUAAUGCAUUAAAAAGCUCAUUUCAUUUCAGUGGGCCUUGAUCAGGCUAUAAAUUGAAGCCAGGUCUUGCAAUCCUUCCACAUUUUAGUACAGUAAUCCCAUUCCUACUCUUAUCACUGUUAUUUUAAUGAGAUGGCUUGCAUUAUUAUGAGCUGCAGAUUAGGAUUUCUGCUAUUUUGCCUUGCACUGCUCAGUUCUAAUUAAUUACUUACUCAUAAAAGUAACCAUAUUUCAUUGGUGGAUAAAGCAAUGCAGUUCUGUAUCAGUUUGUUAAGAAUUCAGGAAUUCUUUGGUGAAUAGAAAUGUUAAAAUUCAAUUUACAGUCAUUGUGUGUUUAUUAACUGUGGGAUAAAAGUUCUUCUAAGAAAUCCAUUGAUGCCACUUAGUUACUCUGAACAGUGAGAUGUGUACACAUAGGAGGUUGUAUGUCACAGGAAGGUAUACAUGUGAAACUUCACCAAAAAGUCAGUGGAGAUGUGUACAUGCUCUGCCCUGACCAUGCUGAAAUGCUCCUGUGAGAUCAGAGCUAUGGCAGCUGUCAGUAGUGAAGAUUUGAAGUCCAUUAUGACUUUUUUUCUACCUGCUUCCUGUAAUGCAGGUGGUUCAUAUUUCAUAUCUGGAACCUUUCUAAACAUUUAAGGAAGGUAAAACUUGUCCUGUCCGCUUUUUCCCCGUGGUCAACAGCUUUUCAGUCUCAGCUUUUACUGUAGUGUGGUGCCACUCAGAUGAAACAUCUAAGUUACAACAGUUGUGCCAUAGCAUCUAGAUAGCUACUGUACCUGUAUUCUGUUUUACAGAGAAAUAGAUUCUGCCAUAAUCCAGACUCAGGCCAAUUCUUUUUUAUUGCCAAUUCUUUUCAUUUAGAGAUGCAAACAUAAAACAAAAGCACUGUGUUUUAACCACACCCUCAAACCCCCUCCCCACAACUCCACAUUGAAGCCUGAACAGAAUUUAUACAUACCAGAAUAGUAACCAUGCCCUUCUGAUCUUGUCCCCAGUGCCUACUUUUUAAUUACCAGUGGGCCACAACAUUUAAUUUGUUUCCAAUUUGGUAUUUUUCAGGAGAUGCUUGAAGCAGAUAAUCUUUCCCAAAGCCUCAAAUAAACGUAGAGCACAAUAAAUUGGUACAGUAACUUAAAACCUGACUGAGUCAUGAAUGCUUAUGGUGUAACAUAUAGGCACAUACAUGCAUCUUGGAAAGUCUUGCAACAUAAUUAUCCAUCUGUCUCAUCAGAUGUGGCAGUUUGAGCUCAUUCUUAAGAGCUUUGUGGAUUCUGUGAUUCUUACCUUGCCUGGCUGGGUGAAGGUGACUGCUAGACAUGCUGUAGUCACAGCUUCUGAGCACACUGUAAAUACACUCCAAGGCUCUUGUGAAAAUGUCAGUCAUUAAACAAGCAGGGUUUUGGGUUUUUUUCACCAAUUCUCUAUCUGCCAUUCUCCCCCCCCUCCUUUUUGUCCUGUGUUACAUACACACUGUUGCAACCUUUAUUUGUGGCUUUUAAGACAUGGACAGGAAAGCAACCUGAGCAGAGCCGUCAGCACUUUUCUGAGUAAUAAAAAAUAAGAUCCUUUGUGUUCCCUUCUUACUGCUUUGAGAAAUCAAUCAUGCAACCUUCACUGGACGUUGUCAGCAGGGUGCUGUCCUUCCUGAUCCCAAAUCAGGCCCUAAUAGACUGGGGGGAGGGAGAAAAGUAUUCCUGAGCAGAUUCUGCCAUGGUGCUGUGACAAAAGACUGUGACCACAAACUUGAGAAGCCUCUCUCAAAGUGUAAAACAUGAGUUACUAUGGCAUGUUUGCACAUUAGUUCCUUGAGUGUGUUUAGUUUGUAAAGUGUAGGCAAUAGGAAUUUAAGUGAUGUAAUAGUAUUUCUGAUUCUGCUGUUGAAGAAAAGAAGAUGCAUUGUGUGAGUAUUGGUGCUUAUUUGUAAUGUAGUUGUGUUUGUGUGGUGCUGCUUGUGAGUAAAUCUGUAGAUUACAAAUCAAUUUAAAGAGCUUCUAUUCAUGAGGUUUUUUUGGUAGGUCAUCUAUAGAUUUUUUGUCAUGGAAUAAUCUGGGGGGAAACUAGAUCUGUAAUGUCCAGAUUUAGUGAUCUCAGGAUUCAUGGAGCCAGAUGCAAUAAGUCAACAGUAAAGUUCUAACGAAUAUAUCUUUAUUUUUUUUCUGCUGCUCACAACUUCUGAGCCUGAUUACAUCAUUUUAUGCCACUGUUUUCAGUAGCCUUGUCUGCAUCAUUGUCUCCUUUAGUUUCCCUGCCUUUCCCAAGUUAGGAAUAACUUCAGAAGACUGAAGCAACAGCCCAGGUCUUUUGUUCUUAAAAAUAAGAUUGAUUAAUUUUGCUUAAGAGAGGUGUUCCAUUUAUUUGCAUUACAUUAUUUUACACUCCCAGGUGGCCUCUUCUAAAAGGCUCAGCCAUUUCCCACCUCCUAAGGAAAAAUCAUUAUACAGCUGCCACUGAUGGUUUUACAUCAUUAAAUAAAAUAGACUUUCUAGGGAGCUUGUUGACUUCUCUAGUACCUCAGUUCUAGGAAGACAAUCAAAACAAAGUGAAAUGGCUAAACACCCCAAAAAUACCCACUUAAAUAAUUCUGGGAGAUGUGUACAAAUGAAUGCAAGUAAAAGAGCCACCCUGUUUACUGCUCUCUGAAAUUAACUAAUGCCACUUAGAUGUUCUAACAGUAAUUACACAGACAUGUAGAGAAUAUGCUAAGAGUAACUGAUUUCUUAAGCACUGUGGAAAAAACCACCAAAUUUUAUGUAUCUGAUGUGCAAACAUCAAUGAAACUUUUGGAUUUAUAUCAUUAUCUGCAUAUUAUAUAUAGCAUCUGCCAAAAUACUAUGUGGUUUAUGCAAAAAAAAAUGACCUAUUUUAGCAUAUGCAUACAUUCUGAGAAUAUAUCCUCAUGACCCAGACCUGUAAGAUCCAUGGAUAGAGUGUAUCUCUGAGGCCUGCCAAGUAAAUCUCAGGUGCAGUUAUCUUCUGCAUACUUGGAAUAUUCACUGGCAUGAGUGCAUAUUCUGUUCUGUAGGGAGAUUAGCAGAUCAGGAAUGAAAACUGCCCUGUAGGUUUUAAGGAGUAAUCUUCCCGUGAAGAAUGACAUUGAUAAGCAAUUACUGCCUACCAGCACAGUCUAGGUUGCUUUGAGAAGACAUUUCAGUUUAGAUAAACAUGUUCUGGAGUAGGUAGUAAGCAGCAAAAAGCUAAAUUGGAAAGAAAUAAGAAAGUGACCAAAAUUUACCUUACUGAGGGAACAAUGUACUUCAAAGCCAUAAGCCACAAUUUGCUCAGGGCCCACAGAACAAUACAGCCAUUUAGUGAUCUGAAUAGGCAUUUCCCAAGAGACUACUGCAGUCUGCUUCUUUGCACAGAUAGUGGUACAAGGUGCAUUGUACAGGUUUUAGCUGCCUUGAACAUCACUUCGUUGCCAUUACAGCAAUGUCAUCGUACCCUGAAAAAAAAAGUCUGUCAGUGAAGGAGUUGCCUGUAGAUGAAGCUGCAGCCUACUCCUACCAUUUAAUGGAAUAGAAGUGAUAUACACUAUCUAUGCGUAGGCACUUAAAAAAACCCAGAUCCAAAAAGCCAACAUGCACCAAUCUUUUGAUCUGCCUUUGAGUGAUUAAACCUCCUGAGUAAUUUGUUACUGUCACUGAUGUCACUGUUGCUCCUGUACUCUGUAUAUUUAAAAUUUCACAUCAUGCUUUGGAUAAAGCCAAUCUGCUUGAAAAUACAUAUGGCUCUAUUUAUUUUAAGCACUUAAGAGGGAGUCCCUUGACUUUGUUGGUUGCAUGACUCAAAGAGAAGGUGGAGGCACUUAGGUCAAGUACAGCAAUACCAACUGCAGUGGCAGAAGAUUAAUUAAGAACUUGUUUUGCCUAGUGGUAUAAUAUUUGGAUUAAAGAAUGCUCUGUUCAGCAGCAUCACUGCAUGACUACACGUGCAUACUCCCCAGAAAAUUUUGCAUAGAAGUCCUGAAGUCAAGUAUCCCAUAGUGAAUAGAAAACAAACCUUAUUUAAACUUGUUCUAGUGGGAGGUGUCCCUGCCUAUGGUGGGGGCUUGGAACUAGAUGAUCUUUGAGGUCCCUUCCAACCUAAACCAUUCUGUGAUUUAGUUCUACUUCAUAUGAAGAGAAAGACUGUCUGACCAGAAACUGAAUUGUGCUUCUGCCUUCAUUACCAUGACCACAGGAAAGAAGAAAGAUUUCCUCUAAUAAUGUCUGGUUUUGGCACUGAUUGGCCUCUUCUGCUCAUUUUAAGGACCUGGUCUGCCACCUGCUGAUGUCAGUGGUGAAUCUCCAUUUGAUGUCAGGCAUGCAAGGUUAGGUUAUUCCUCACAUGUGAAGCAGGGGCAAAACUCCAUCAUUCCAGAAUCCAAAUCUACAAUCUUCCCUUUUCCUAGUCUCACAGAACUAGAAAGGCUUGUGUUCUGGGUUAAGAGCUUUCCCCACCACCACUACUGAAAUUUAGCAGACUAGCUCAGAUGGCUUCAAAGUAAGAUGAAGCAAAACAACAUUUACAGGCAUAUAUGCACAAUAUAAGGAUUUGCCAUUACAUACAAAUAAAUAACACAGAAAUCCAAACUCCCUCCCAGGCAAAUAAAGCUGCCUAUAAGGGGCUCAAAGCUACCCUCUCUUCUCCCUCUACUUACCCAGACAGGCAAACAAAAGCAACCAGAAAGGCUUACGUUGUUAUUUGUUAGUGGAGAGAUUAGAGCAGAGUGAAAAGGAAGCUAAUAGGGAAGUGUCCCAGAGCAGAGUGGGACUGUUUAUUUACAUUUUGGCUUUUUAUCCCUCUCAGCAAACCAAUGAAUGAUACAGACUUUAUCAUUAUUUUCUUCUCACAACCAGUGAUCUAAUUUCUCUCAUUAAAAUAUUCCAACUAGCCUCAAACCAGCACAGGUUUGUGUGUAGAGCAAGAGGUGUUUGCAUAUGCAGGGCUCUAUUUGAUAGCAGUUUUAUACUCCUUUUCCUUCAACUUGUCUGCAAUAUACAUGAAUCCCAGUACCAGUAAAAAGUAUAGGGAACUUAAAUGGAUCUGUUUCAUGUCUAGUUUGUGUUGGUGACACUUGAUGAUUCAAUAUAUUCCAACGCAGGGCAUUUAUUUCUUGAGUACGUGCUGCACCCUACAUUGUUUUCUCAGUGUAAUAGCUAUUCACAGCCAUAACAUGGUACAGGCCCUUAGAAUCAAGAUUGAUUUGAUUCUUUAGAAAUGCACCUUAUUGUUUCAAAGCAGGGCCCCUGCUCUUCUGAUGUUUUCAACACUGUGAUCUUUCAGAAUGUGUUUAUCGUAUUAGUUUUGUAUUGUAGAUUAUAAUAGACACUAGAUUUUAUAGCUUUUUAAAAGCAGUGAUAAUACUAAGCUUCAUAGUGGCAGAACAAACUGUGUAUAUCCAUAUUAUGAAUAUUAAAGCUGUGAUUAUAUUUUGCCUUAAAUAAAAGCCUGACCUUGAACAA
Messenger RNA from Pogoniulus pusillus (Red-fronted tinkerbird), 8248 nucleotides. It is a transcript of the gene LANCL3, whose product is annotated as LanC like family member 3. Gene Ontology annotation, biological process: carbohydrate metabolic process; peptide modification. Bases 56 to 1291 code for a protein of 411 amino acids. The transcript has 5 exons. The record is from RefSeq and is a predicted model, not a curated record. Lineage: Eukaryota; Metazoa; Chordata; Aves; Piciformes; Lybiidae. Gene Ontology annotation, cellular component: plasma membrane.